AAAGUGACCCGGUCCAAAACUCAACUACAAUGAAAAAGAAUUAAGAACAAAAUGGAAAGUCAGCUGAAAAGUUGCAGGAAGGUGUUCAAAUCCUUCAUCUUUAUUUGCCCAAUCCGCCAUUGUUGUAUAUUUCAUAACUCGAUGCUUUGUUGGAGAUCCAUCACUAAAGUGUUCAUGAAGACCUGGAUUCAUCACUUUGCAGGGUUGAACCACCUUCAGAUCUUCAAGAGAAAACGCAAACAAACCUCUAAAUUUCAAAUAUUGGGAAACUUCAAUGUCAAACCUACUUCAACCAAACCACUGGAGCCUUCAAGACUCAUUAUCAUCACUUUCUACAAAGUUAUUGAUUGUAUGCGUAGAAGACCGUUGAGCAUCACCUUGCAAGACUGAUCUGAAUGCUUUUGUGAUCCACUCUGUGGUUGAUAUUAUCACUCCUUCUUUUCCUUUGUCUUGAGUCGGGUUCCCUUUAUUACUAAUAACAUUAAUUUCUAUAUUAUCAGUCUUUGAUUUACUGAUGCCUUUCAGAGUGUUUUCCUCUUGGGCAAGAGCAUCAAACUUGUUCUCCACUACAGUAGUUAUCUGAGGGGCUGUAUUUGUUUUCCCCCUUCUAUCCCUUACCACAUUCCAAUUACCAGGGUCUCCCACUACUUUCCCACUUGAAAGUAUUCUGGCUCCUCUGUUUUUCAGUUUUUGAAUUUUAGCAACUUGUGGCUCGUGUUUGAGUUGUGCUAUGUCCUGUAUAUGUUGCACAUUUUGCUCUACAUUAUUCCUAAAAUUGACCACUUUACAAUU
Molecule: messenger RNA, 792 nt
Organism: Solanum tuberosum (potato)
Lineage: Eukaryota; Viridiplantae; Streptophyta; Magnoliopsida; Solanales; Solanaceae
Exons: 3
Coding region: 52-390 (112 amino acids)
Source: RefSeq, a predicted model, not a curated record